CCUUUGCCAGCGGCAGUCGCCUGAUGAGAGCGGGUUUGUUGAUGCUGGCGUAUCAAUUGAACAGCGCACAGACAGCAGACUUGAUGGAGCUGUUCUUCGUCAUGGAUUCUAGCGGACGUGGCGCAUUGCAACGGCCGGACUUUACCAGGAUUUUGCGAAAACUAGAGCCUUCAAUCAGCAGUCGCGAGGUGGACGCCAUUUUUGAUUCACUAAAGGGCAGGCAAUCUGCAAUGGCUAUGGCACGAAUGAGUGCCGAAUCUUCUAGAAGAACCGGCAUUAUGGCGGGAAAAGCCAGUACUAUGUGUCCUGAAGCUGAAGGCGGCGAGGGGAAUAUUGAUGUCGGAGACAGGAGCAGCAGCAGCAGAAGAUGUAGCAAGAGUACCUCCAUAGGUGGAAGUGCUGGUGCUGGAGGUGCGUCGACGAGUUGUACUAUUUCAACUUCGGACACCGACGGCUCGCGUUCGUCUAGUGUUGCGACACAGCAAAGCUCCUCCAAUAGUGGUUCCUC
Amoebophrya sp. A25 is the source of this 508-nucleotide messenger RNA. NCBI's taxonomy places the organism in Eukaryota, Dinophyceae, Syndiniales, Amoebophryaceae. The record is from the annotation of a GenBank genome assembly.